Gigantopelta aegis is the source of this 2618-nucleotide messenger RNA. Its product is annotated as sarcoplasmic reticulum histidine-rich calcium-binding protein-like. The transcript is spliced from 5 exons. NCBI's taxonomy places the organism in Eukaryota, Metazoa, Mollusca, Gastropoda, Neomphalida, Peltospiridae. The record is from RefSeq and is a predicted model, not a curated record. The coding region runs from base 552 to 1571 and encodes 339 amino acids.
AAUGUUUUAUUGAAAGACUGUUUGAUCAACAAGGCUUCACAUUCAGAAACACAUGCUAGCCAGUUUGUUGUGCACUCAAUUUAAUAAUGUGUCCAUGUGGCAACCACAAACUGUGCCACUUGUAUGGUAAGUCUGCUGCUAUUGAUAACCAAAGUAUACUGAUAUCCAAAAUAAACUUUACAUACAUAAAAUUUAAAUAAUUUUAUAAAUAUUGUUACUAAUCGAAACUAACCAAUUUAGAAAACACCUUACAAACACUUUGCGUGUAUCAAGAAGUGCAUUGUGACGUUUGGAUGUUGAACUUUAUGAUACUUUCAUAUCUCACCAUACCGUUUAUUGGUUUUUCUGUAAUAUAAUUUCAAGCCCUGUAAAGUUUCUUUUGAACGUCAGUAUAGCUUUUUUUAAUACAUCCAGGCACCAUAUUGCCAGCCAAAACCAUGUACCUGGAAAACUGAUGUAAAUGGAGUUUGGUAAGCUACAUAUGGCAUGAGUAUGUUGUUGUUUUUUAUUAGAAACACUAUCUUAAAAAAGACAUACCUGCAGUUGUGUGUAUGUUCUGCAUUAACUGUUUAAUUUACAGUGUGACCGCGGCUAUGUCAAAUGGUUCGGGGAUCUGCGUCCGUAAGAAACGGUCAUUUAGCACACAGUCUGCCAAGUGUCUGCAGAUACAAAGCAAGGCCACUCCUGGAAGAUAUCUGAACACGAACCCUGUAGAGAGAGUGCUGCUACAGCUGGAUGGUUCGGGGCGGUGGAACUCGAGUUUCCAGGCUCUCAGACUAGAGAAAGAGUGGAAUGAUCUCUCUCAGUGCCGCACCAUGAAGAAAAACUCACAGACGAUGUUCCACCGAGUGGACAAGAAGUAUGUGAUGAGUGGGGCGCAGAUACCACUCAGACCACGCUACGAAGUCGACGACGAGGAACUCCGCACUCUCAAGGAAUUCUCCCGCGCUCGGAAAACAUCACAAAGAGAGCUGAGGAAGAAAAGUUCUUGUAGACACUACAAACAGGAUGAUGCCAAAAGGGAUGAUGAUCACAAAUCAGAUGAGACUCCACAACCAGUAGUAGCAGGUUCUUCUGGACACUGGGCAUCAGAGCGUACGAAAACCCCAAUCGAGAAGACGGAGGAGGAAACAAAGGACACAGAUUCCAGUUCCUCCUUCGAUGAAAGCAUGAAGGGCAAAGAUGGCGAAGGAAAGACCGAUGAAACUGUGGACAGAGGAAAAGAUGACGUUGAAAACAAAGUGACAAAUGAGGAAAGCUAUAAUGGAGAAAUUAAUGACAGUGCCAUUGUGAACAAUUCUGAUGCCAAACGGGAAAGGAACCAUGUUGUUGAGGAUGAGGAAGAAGAUUGUACAAAACAUGAUGAUGAUGAGGGUCAGGAAGAUCAUAUAAAACAUGAUGAUGAUGAGGGUCAGGAAGAAGAUCGUACAAAACAUGAUAAUGAUGAUGGUCAGGGUAGGAAUGAAAAUGCAGAUACUAAUAGCAGGAAAAGUUCCCACAGUUCAACUUCUGGUGAAGUAACUGUUGAACAAAAGGAUCACCAUGAACACGUUUUCAGUUCUGAAACGUAAGGGAAGACUUUGAAAGAAAAUGUGGAAACUAGCAUCAGAAAGAGCUUACAAAGUAAAUGUAAAUGUUAUAAACAAAUGGAUUUUUAUCAGCAGACUACUUAAGUCAUUUCUAUCAUCAUAACUUAGUACGGUGGUGAUAUAAUUAUGUUGUACUAUACCAGCGCUGUAGUUAGCGGGGGUGGGGUGGGGCAAGGGGGACAGUUGCCCCCACCCCAAAAAUAAUUUAUAGAAACUUAAAGAAAAUUCUUUUCUUAACCGUUUAAGGAGUUUUAGACUAUUAACUACUCAGUUGCCCCCCCCCCCCCCCCUACAAUACUGUUAUACAGAAAGAAUAUACAAAUGGACAUCAAAUACUAUUUAUCUCAAGACUAAAGCGCAAAGGCAAGUUUGAUGUGUUUUUAAGCAAAUGGUAAGUUAAAUGGUAUUUACACACUGUCAUGUAGUAUUCUAUUUUUUUCUUUUAAAAAAAACAGAAGAGUCGAACAUGUUUACCAACUACUGUGGAACUUGUCAGUAGCAACAAAUAUCUGCAGUGUUACUGUCAGUGGAUCGAUUGGAUUUGAUAUGCAGGUCACCACCAUGGAGUAAUAAAUUGGAUGUUUUUAAAUCUUACAUGGACGUCUGCCAUAGCUCAUCCCUUCGGGAUUUUAGUUUGAAAUAAACCAAUUUUAAUCCUUCGUCCACAACUGAUUUGGACACUAUAUUUUAUAAGUAACUGAAGUAGCCUAUUAAAAUUUUAAUGGCCAACAUUUUCAUUAAUUAUAAUUAUUCAUGACAAAAGGUCACCUGAACAUGACCUGCAAAUGGGUACUAUUAAAAUGUAAUGUAGCUUCUCUCUAGAUCAUCCCUGUAAAUUAUUUAUGCACUAUUGGUAACCUACAACUAUAAUUAACAGCUUGCUAACUAUAGUGAAGGAAUGUCCAUCAAGAAAACCCCCAGAAAGAAAGGAAAUGUUUAUUUAAUACAUUUUAUUUAGUUAUAUGACGUCAGACAUAUAGUUAAGGACCACACACAGAUAUUGAGAGAGGAAACACAAGUCACCACUUC